AUGCAAUUUCAGCGUGCUGCACGCGCAGUGCGGCCUUUGGGCGCUGCUCUUUCGCUGCAUGCGAUUUGUUGGGCGCCAAACUAUCGACAAGAAGGUGGAGUGCAGCGACGGUCUCGGCUGGAUGUCUCCUAUGGCCAAAAGAAUGAAGCUGUGAAAGCACAAGAGAUCACCUCUCCUCCUGUGGAAGUGCAGCUGGAGCGCUUAAUACGAACAGCAUGUCAGCGUGGUUUGGACGAGGACUUUGAGGUUGUCCGAAAGCUGAGAAUGUUGGAGGACGAUCUUUGGCAGCGUGGCAAGAUUCAUCGGGUUGUUCUCACUGGGGGUCCUUGCGGUGGUAAGAGUACAGUCAUGAGCGAUUUGAUCCAGAUGCUUUCGGACAAGAAUUUUUUGGUCUUCACCAUGCCGGAGAUAGCCACUGAAAUGUUCAACUGGUCCGGUGGACGAAUGUGGGACGACUUCAAAGAAGAAGGGCUUGCAGAUGAUGAGACAUGGGCCAAACUUCAGUUUGAAAUGACAAGUGUGCAAAUGCGCAUUGAAGAUAGCAUCGUGAUGAUGGCAAGGCAGUCCCUGGCAAAGAGAAGGAUGCUACCAGAGCCUCCUCGUGGAGCUGUCAUCCUCUUCGACCGUGGAGUUGUGGACAAUGUGGCCUACUGCACUGAGGAGGCUUGGUCCAUGGUGCAAGAGGAGCUUGGAACCACAACAGCAAGGUUGCGUGAUCGACGCUAUGACUAUGUCAUUCAUUUGGUCACAGCUGCCAAUGGUGCUGAGAAGUUCUACACUUUGCAGCAGGCAGAAGGCUACUUGGCUAAGGAACUAAAGAUGUGGAGAAGCGCAGAUGGCACAGAGAGUGCACGACAUGAAUCUCCAGAUCAAGCCCGAGACAUGGACAUGAAGACACAACAGGCGUGGAUGGGCGCCAAGAACCAUCACAUAGUCUCGAAUGCGGGUAAAGACUUUGCCCAGAAGCGGGAAGAGGUGAAAAACAUCAUUAGAAGGAUAAUCGGGGAUCGCGUCCAGGAAGAAAGGUCUGCACGGCUCGUCUGUGAAUUUAUAAGCUGCGACGACAUGAAACGCUUUCUCCGGGCGGACCCCCAGGUGGCAUACACAUCCUUCAGCGAGGUUCGAAGCACACUGUUGAGUGACAAGGCCGACAAGAGCAAGUAG
Molecule: messenger RNA, 1164 nt
Organism: Cladocopium goreaui
Lineage: Eukaryota; Dinophyceae; Suessiales; Symbiodiniaceae
Source: the annotation of a GenBank genome assembly